CGGAGGACAAGCUUGACAGUCAGUACGUACCACUCACCCACCCCACUUCUUUUUUGACAUGAUGAAUCGAUGUGCAUACGUCAACACUACCCAUGUUUUUCCGCCGCACUCGUCACCAUCACACUUGCACGGCCAAUGCCAAGCACAUCUAGCCGCCGACAUGUGAAAAAGCACGCGCCCCAAUACGAGGCCGUGCCAAGCCGAUCGGAACUGCCUCUUUCGGACAAUUCGGACCCCACGCCUUGCGCUUGGACGGGGCAGAUACCACAGCCAACCCCGCUUCUCCUCAACGCAUCGAACAAGACACCAUUCCGCACAUUCCGUGUGUCAAACAGAUCCUCCACAGAAGCGAGCGCGAAUUCUGGCCAAAAUUCAAAAAGAUGCGAACGCCAAGCCAAUACGUAGACUUGGGAGCUCUCGCCACCGAGCUUGCGUCAGCUCCAAGAAUAGCCUUCCGAGCUCGGGGCGGGGCCUAUGGUGCAUACACCCACGCACCUCCAUUCACUGUAGGUGUGUAGGUACGCCCGGCGAGCUACAACCUGAAACACGCCCUCGCUUACGUGGAUGUGGGUGCGUGGGCUGGCUUGCGGUGGGUAAAUCCCAGGUGCACGCAGAAUGGGCUGACGGGGGGACGGGCUGGGUCUGUGGAAUGCAAGCAGGGAAAAAACAAUUGGGUAGGGGUGUGGGCACGUUGAGGCCGCGGGAAAGCAGGGCGGCAAAGUCUGAUGGCUUGACAUCGUCGAUUUGGAGGCGAUGGUGAUCGUGUAGCUGUAGUCAAAGUGCUCAGCGAGAUGAGUGCUCAGCGAGAUGAUGAUUGAAGGAAGGCACAAUGUUUUCAACGAUG
Messenger RNA from Neohortaea acidophila, 844 nucleotides. RefSeq lists its product as uncharacterized. Bases 70 to 405 code for a protein of 111 amino acids. The transcript has a single exon. The record is from RefSeq and is a predicted model, not a curated record. Lineage: Eukaryota; Fungi; Ascomycota; Dothideomycetes; Mycosphaerellales; Teratosphaeriaceae.